Messenger RNA from Gorilla gorilla gorilla (western lowland gorilla), 2547 nucleotides. It is a transcript of the gene LRRC43, whose product is annotated as leucine rich repeat containing 43. NCBI's taxonomy places the organism in Eukaryota, Metazoa, Chordata, Mammalia, Primates, Hominidae. Gene Ontology annotation, molecular function: protein binding. The record is from RefSeq and is a predicted model, not a curated record. The transcript is spliced from 12 exons. The coding region runs from base 17 to 2023 and encodes 668 amino acids.
CAACGCGGCCCGGGCCAUGGAGGCGUCGUACGAGUCCGAGUCCGAGUCCGAGUCUGAGGCCGGGCCUGGGACUCAGCGGCCCGGGACCGGGACCGUGAGCGCGGCCGUGCGCGAGCACUUGCGGAAGCUGUGUCUGCGCGAGUUCCCGUGCGGUGCCGGCAGCUGGAAUAAGUCGCGCUUUCUUCCUCAAACUUGGCGAACUUGGAGGGAGCUUGUCCCCAGAGAGGAGGUUGUGGUGAGCCCCGGAGAGGAGACGGUGGAGGCCCUGCUGGGCCUGGUCCGCAGCCGCCACUCCCCCUGGGCUCUGCUGAACAACUCGAAUGCAGAAGAUAGUUUCCUGAGAGAAUUGGCCAUCCGGAACCCGCUGACGAUCACAGACACCUUCUUCUACUCCUACUUCCGGUCCCUGCGGGUAGUAGACCAGGAGGUCACCCUGGUGGAUAAAGACCUCCUGAAAUUUCUAAAGCUGGAGGAGUUGGUACUGAGCGCCAAUCGAAUCAAGGAGGUGGAUGCCACCAAUCUGCCCCCUACACUCAAGGUGCUGGAGCUCUACGGCAAUGAGAUCAGCAGCAUGGAGUGUCUGUGCGCCCGCCCACCCGCCAGCCUGCAGCACUUGGGGUUAGGCUGCAACAAACUUCUAGGCCCCUUGGAAAGUCUCUACGUCACCGCUAAUCACUGGCCCAAUCUCAUCUCCCUGGACCUGGGCUUCAACAACCUGACAGACCUGCAGAGCAUGGUCACCAGCCUGAGGACCCUCCGGCACCUGCGACUCCUGGUGCUGCAGGGAAACCCACUGGCCUUGGUGCCCUACUACCGCGGCCUCGCCAUUGACAGCCUGGCCCAGCUCUGCGUGCUGGACGACAUCACCGUGUCUCCCAAUGAGAAGCAUCUCUUCCGGGGGCUCAGCCUCAAUGGCGAUCUCUUGGCACAGGAGGCGCAGUGUGUGGUGACCAUCGGAAACAUCAGAGGAGUCCUGGACACCUCUGUCUUAGACCCGGAACCCGGGCCCGAGGGCCCUUUCAUCACUUACAACUAUUACGUGACCUAUGAUUUUGUGAAAGAUGAAGAAGGCGAAAUGAAUGAGUCCGCGGGCGUGCUGGCCGAGAUCGUCAAGCCCUCUCCCAGCUUAGAAUUAUUAGUUGAGGAAUCUCCUGAAGAGGUCGUCGAAGACGUCAUCGAAGACAUUGUUGAAGAGGUUACUGAAGGGGUCGAAGGGUCUCUGGAGUCUGAGGUGGAGGAGUCAGGAGAGUCGGAGCUGUCUGUCAUCUCGGGGCCUUCGACCAUCUUGCAGACUCCGAGGGCCUCUGCAGAAGAGCUGGCCAAGUUGCGGCUGCGUAUAGAUCCCCGGCUCUGCCCGUCCCCAGGGACUGUCCUCUUCAGCACCGCCCACAAGCCCUGGGCUGAGGUCAUCCCCUGCAGUUACGAGAUGCAGCACUCUCUCAGGGACCUGGUCCCACUGAAGGCCUUCCUGCUGGCGGGGACCACCGUGACCAUCGUGGAGGAGAAGAUUCUCUCCUGGCCUGUGGUGCUACCUGCUGUUGACAGUCCCCUGUCUGCCAAGAAAGGAAAGGGGGAGAAAGACAAGAAAGGGAAGGAGAAAGACAGGACGGGGAAAGGAGAGAAAGAGCCGGCCAAGGAGUGGAAGGUGCCGAAGAAGAAGAAAGAGCCGCCCAAGGAGCUCCGGCAGGACCCCCCCAUCCUCCAGGUGCUGGGCCGGGGCCUGGUGAUCCUGGAGCCCCUGCUCGCCGGGGAGCCCCUGGUGUCCACCGUGUGCAACUUCGGCGUGGUCCGCACAUUGACAUCUGACAGGCUGACGUUGGCCAGGGAUUCAAAGAAGAUUAAGAAAGUUGCCAAAAAAGGUUUGAGGUUCAGAAAGAACGUCCAGCUGGGAGGGAGAGAAAGGAGACAGGGAGUGCCGUGGGAGGUGGCUGCAAAAAGCAUGAGGCCCGAUCAUAGCAGAGCAACCCAUCAUACUGAAGCCGAAAAGUGGAAACAGGCCCGACAUGGUGGCUCACGCCUGUAAUCCCAGCACUUUGGCGUGCGGAUCACCUGAGGUGAGGAGUUCGAGACCAGCCUAGCCAACAUGGCGAAACCCCGUCUCUACUGAAAACACAAAAAUUAGCCAGGUGCGGUGGCGGGUGCCUGUAAUCCCAGCUACUCAGGAGACUGAGGCAGGAGAGUCUCUUGAACCUGGAAGGCAGAGGUGGCAGUGAGCUGAGAUCAUGCCAUUUCACGCCAGCCUGAAGAAGUAAACGUUGGAGGGCAUAUGCUACUGGACUUCAAAACCCAUGCCUAUAUGAACAUGUGAUUUGUGAUACUUAUCUGUGGGUUAAGACGGCCUUAAAAAGGUUUUUUUUAAAAUCUCUUUAAUGUUUGGCUUAAUUGAAGACGGCUGGAUUCUUACAGCUACUUCUGCAGUCAACUGCUUGCAAUAUGUUGCUGUAAUUGACGUGCACAAAGAAAAUCCAACCUCAGGCCCAUAAUUGGAAAAGAGGGAGUAUUUUAAUAGACCUUAAAAUAAUAUAAUUUCUUUAAUAUUACACCAAA